Messenger RNA from Lodderomyces margitis, 2217 nucleotides. RefSeq lists its product as uncharacterized. The transcript has a single exon. The coding region runs from base 1 to 2217 and encodes 738 amino acids. NCBI's taxonomy places the organism in Eukaryota, Fungi, Ascomycota, Pichiomycetes, Serinales, Debaryomycetaceae. The record is from RefSeq and is a predicted model, not a curated record.
AUGAGUGAUUUCGGUGGAUUAGGGAUCGUACUAGAAGAGAAUGAAGAACAGAGGCGACAUACCAGUACUAUAUCUAAAAGCCAACAACAACAACAACAACAACUCACUGAGCUACUGCAACCAGAGGAUGAUCUACACCACACUGACCAUCACAGUUCACAACCACACUUACCAUUGAGUGUGCGAUCACCUCUGCAACAAUCAUUACAACAACAACCAAGGUUCACCACUGUGUCAAGACAAUCAAGUACUACUAGUCUAUCUAAUGUUUCUCACAGAUCUUCAACUCACACUUUUCCUACAAAGACAAACAUGUCCUUACAAUCACCACAGCCUACAUUGUCAAUAAAUACUUCAACACCAGGAACACCUGUAAUUAAUACACCAGCAGUAAAUGCAGGAAUUUUGCCACCACCUUCUCCAGCUCAAUUACAGAAACUCCAUCAACUGCAACAGCAACAACAACAGCAACAACAGCAACAGCUGCUGCAAGCCAGUCCUUCAGAUACCACAGAAAUUCUUUUGCCUCCACUUCCAGAUGCUGUUGAAGAUUUAAAAUCACCCUUGAGCACUACCCAACAUACUAUUUCUACAAAUGGUAACGAUGAUCAACAUUCAGCAUUGUCACUGACAUUUGCCAACAAUAAUAACCAAAGUAACAACAACAACAACAACAACAACCACGAUGGCAAUAAUGAUAAUAAUGACAAUAAUGACAAUAAUGACAAUAAUGACGAGGAUGACGAUGAUACAAGCGCAAACUACAGUAUCUACUCCACUGAAUUUAAUCAAAUUUAUCAAAAUAGUAAAAGUUCAUUUUCUAAUUACGCUUUGGACUCACCAACAUUUUUAAUAGACCAGCAGCAGCAGCAGCAGCAGCAACAACAACUACAAUCGCAGUCUAUGCAAUACUUCCCAACGUUACUGAAACUGUCGCAUGAACAUACACAUUCAAAUUUAAGUGAUUCUGCAGCUAUUCUGUCCUUGGGUGGUAUCACUGGCUCAUCUACUCAACUAUCCACUUUUGGUUCCAAUAGUAAAGUUUCACAAACUAUGUCUGCUUCAUCAACCACUUCUUCAUCAAUACCAACAGAAAAAACUAGUCCUUUGAAACGAUUAAAGAAUUUAAAGAAUGGAAUACGAAAGUUGUCAUUGGGAAGCAGCAGCAACAACAAUAGCAAUAAUGAUGCCAGUGCCAAUGCUUCGUCAUCAUCAACUCCAUCCAAUACCAAACCUGCUACAUUCUCAACCAUUAAUUCAUUCACCGUCAAUCCAUUUCCUUUAAGGCCAAUGUUGAGCCCUUUGCAAACCGACGAUAGAAGCAUACCAGUUACUACUACGAGCACAAACACAAACACAAACACAUCAAGGACAAUAACCCCGCCUGUUAGUACCAAGUCAGUACCACCAUCAAGCCAAAUAACCGAUAGUAUAACUGCACAGUUGCAUCAGUUUCAACAACCACAACAGAGGAAAAGUCAGCAUCAACACAACAACUCAUCCUCAUCAACAUCAACAACUUCUUCGUUGACAUCAAUACUUCGUGCAAAAAGAUCUCGUGCUUGCAGUCAAGGUACCGCAAAUGCAACAUUCACUCCAAUUACACCACCUCCUUUAAUGGCAUCACCAAUCAUUACUUUUAGUGAGAACUUGCAAUCGACAAAGGCAACAUUGAAUAACAUUGAACAAAAUUAUUUUGAUUUUUUAGCUGCUGCACAAUCUCAGACUCAAUCAAGUACUGUUUCAACACCAGCAACGACUGCGAGAUCUACAAGAACAUCAUCAUCAGUGUCCAUGAACAAGUCUAGUUCUUCAGCAGGACCUUCUGUCAAUGGGACUUCUACAAACCAACAGCCACAACAGCAAAAACAAAAGCAACAACAGCCACAGUCGCAAUCGCAAUCGCAAUCGCAAUCGCAACAGGCCCCAUCAUCACAAGUUAACUCCAUCGAGGAAAUGACUAGUGUCGAAGACUUGCUCAAUUACUCAGAUUUCUUGAAUAACCAGAAACAUUCCAUUGAUGAUGUUUUCCAAAAGACUAAAGAGAAACUAAAUGCAUCUGGUUGGUGUUCCCAAUAUGACUUACACAAUUUACAACUACAACAAGAUAGUUCACGUUGUCAAAUUGAUACCUUGAUUUUGAAAAUUGAAGAACGAUUGAAUCGUGACUUCAAUUACUCCAUGUUAAACAAUGACACUAGUGAAACUAGUGGGUAA